Messenger RNA from Siniperca chuatsi (mandarin fish), 3558 nucleotides. It is a transcript of the gene abcg2d, whose product is annotated as ATP-binding cassette, sub-family G (WHITE), member 2d. The transcript has 16 exons. The record is from RefSeq and is a predicted model, not a curated record. Gene Ontology annotation, cellular component: plasma membrane. Bases 1351 to 3354 code for a protein of 667 amino acids. Gene Ontology annotation, molecular function: ATP binding; ATP hydrolysis activity; ABC-type transporter activity. NCBI's taxonomy places the organism in Eukaryota, Metazoa, Chordata, Actinopteri, Centrarchiformes, Sinipercidae.
AUCUGAGAAUAUACAAGAAAUGUUUGAUGGCUGUCACUUGUAUUGCCUUAAGUAUAUGUAUUUACUGGAAUUUUGUAAUGGGGAAGUUUUGCAAACAUAUCUCUGUACUUUAAUUAAUUGUUACUUAUUGGCUGCCAUAUAGUAUAAAUCAAUACUGGCGUGACCAAAUAUGGACUUCUCCAAAUUAAAUUAAGCUAGCUAACAGAAGAGUUUUAAGAGGUAAGCUUUGUUUUCUGUUUGAAAAACAAAUGUGUCCAGUGAAAGUCAUCAAUUAUUUGACAACUUAAUAUUUAAGUGUUUUUACAAUACACAGCAAUGAAUCCAUGAUAAACAGAUUUAUCAGUAGCUUCAAUACAAAAGUUGCCUCCAGCAAAUUAGCCUGCUAGCUUGACGAGGCAAUGUUAACUAACGUUAUGGUUAGGGUCCUAUGAUUGAGACAGAUGCUAAGAGGGAAAAAAGGCUUACACCAUGGCCACUUGUAUUAAAUUAAAAAUAUCAAUCACUUAUUUACUUUAUAUAAGCUAGCUAACAUUUUUGUCUCACUUUUCUGUUUUAAAUAUAAUGAACAAGUUAGCUAGUUGACAAUAUUUCUAACAAAGUUAGUACCUGUACCUAGCUGCUUGCGUUGCUAGGCAACAUCUAGCUAAGGAAAUGGUAGCUGUUAAAGGCUAGUUUUAAACUGUCCACUUAGCUUUUAACCUGAGGGAUACAAACCAUAUUUUAUAUAGCAACCAUUUCAAUACGAAGUAAUGUUUUUCGUGUUUUAACCCUUUAACUACAAAUUAAAAUUACAGCUAACCUUUUUGCAAACCAUAGUGCUGUUUUUCUAACCAGGCAGCCAUUGAUUUCCAUACAUUUGUGUACAGUUCGAAAAUAAAUUAGCCAAUUUCUGAAACUUUGUUAACUUGUGUACUCCAUCACAGUCUGCAUUAAUCUUUUGUCUCGCUUAAUUACAUUUUUGUUGCAUGUUGAGGUUUAUGUUCAAAUUGAUUUUAAAGGUCUGAUCUGCUCUACCAUAACAUAAUAGUGUAGCUAACUCGGACAAAAAAAAUAAUGCAAACUUGAUGUUCACUGUGAUAAAUGGCACUACUGUAGCAAGUUUCACAAGUCUGCUAAUAGAUUUUUAUACUGAACAGUCAUCCAUGUCUUUGUGAGUGGUAAAUAAAGGGUUAAACCACUGUGCAGCUUGGUGGGAUCCCAGUUGAGUGUGUGUGGCUGGAUGGUGACUGGUGAGGCACCUGUCCCUGGUGUCAUGAUGUUACUCAGCCUGCACAGUCUCUCUGCUCUGUCAGUCUGCUGCAGCAGGACUCCAUACCAGCAGCCCUCUCACAGUCCCACAGCCCGAGAAAGAUGGAGACAGCCAAUCACAUCAACAUUGCAAUGAUUGAAGAUAUCGGCACCAACGGGAUGGCCAGGUCAAAGGUCAUCAUGGCCAUGGACCAGAACAAGCAGCCGUGUGGCUCCACUGUGAGCUUCCACAACAUCCAGUACAAAGUGCAGCUGAAGAGCAGCUUCUUCUGCAAAAGGAAAACCAGUCCCAAGGAAAUACUGGUCGACCUCAAUGGGAUCAUGAGACCUGGCCUCAACGCUAUUCUCGGACCUACUGGAAGUGGAAAAUCUUCAUUCUUGGAUAUUCUGGCUGCAAGGAAGGAUCCUUCAGGUCUCUCAGGAGAAGUCCUCAUUGACAGAGCACCACAGCCUCCAAACUUCAAGUGCCUCUCUGGCUAUGUGGUUCAGGAAGACGUGGUCAUGGGCACCCUGACUGUGAGGGAGAAUCUGCGUUUUUCUGCAGCACUGCGGCUGCCCAGCUCUGUGCCUCAGCAUGAGAAGGAGGCUCGAGUCAAUCACCUCAUUAAAGAACUGGGUCUCACCAAGGUGGCUGACUGCAAGGUGGGCACGCAGAUAACCCGAGGAAUCUCUGGAGGAGAGAGGAAGAGGACAAACAUCGGUAUGGAGCUGAUUAUUGAUCCCUCAGUUCUCUUUCUGGAUGAACCGACCACAGGACUGGACGCUAGCACUGCUAACUCUGUCCUGCUGUUACUGAAAAGAAUGGCCAGUCAUGGAAGAACCAUAAUUAUGUCCAUCCACCAACCGCGAUACUCCAUCUACAGGCUGUUUGACACUCUGACUCUGCUGGUUAGUGGUAAAAUGGUGUACCAUGGACCAGCGGCAAACGCUUUGGACUACUUCGCCAACAUUGGUUAUCCCUGUGAGCCCCACAACAACCCAGCUGACUUCUUUCUUGAUGUUAUUAAUGGAGACUCCACCGCUACAACCAUGACCAAAGUGCACGGGUCUGAAGAUUUGGACUUUGAAGAGCUCAGCAGCUCCAGGCAGAGCAUCGAGGAGCGCCUGGUAGAGGAGUACAAAAACAGCAGCUACUCCAGCGACACAAGAGCUGAGCUGGACCGCAUCGUCCAGGAUAAGAAGUGUAUCUCAUGUUCAAAAUCCCGCACCAUCACCUACAACAGCUCCUUCUUCCACCAGCUACGUUGGGUGCUAAAGAGAACCUUCCAGAACCUCAUGCUGAACCCACAAACAUCUGUUGCCCAGCUGGGAGUCAACAUUUUCCUCGCCCUCAUCGUAGGAGCCAUUUUCUUCGGGAUCAAAGAUGAUCAGAGCGGUAUCCAGAACAGGAUGGGUGCCCUCUUCUUCAUCACUACCAACCAGUGUUUCAGUACUGUGUCUGCAGCUGAGCUCUUCAUCAUCGAGAGGAAACUGUUUGUGCAUGAGUACAUCAGUGGCUACUACAGAGUGUCUGUCUACUUCCUCUCUAAGAUCCUGUCUGACAUCAGUCUGCGCACCAUCACCUCUGUCAUCUUCAGCUGUAUUGUCUACUUUAUGAUCGGGCUCAAAUCCACAGCAGCAGCCUUUUUCAUCUUCACGCUGACAGUGACUCUGGUGGCCUACACAGCCACAGCCAUGACCAUGGCCAUCUCAGCUGACCAGAGCGUCGUGGCUCUCGCCAACAUCUUCAUGACUAUCACCUUUGUCUUCAUGAUGAUUUUCUCAGGUCUCCUGGUGAACCUACCCAGCAUCAUGGACUGGCUGGCUUGGCUGAAGUACUUCAGCAUUCCUCGCUACGGCCUCGCAGCCUUGAAGAUCAAUGAGUUUGUGGGUUUGAAGUUCUGUGAGGAGGCUGUGAUCCGAAACACCAACAUGUCGGCUACAGUGAUCAACUGCAGUGUGAGCACAGUUGGGCUGACAUGUACAGGAGAGCAGUAUCUGGACUACCUGGGAAUAGAGUACACCACCUGGGGACUGUGGGAGAAUCAUGUAGCUUUGACCGUUAUGACACUCAUUUUCCUCAUCAUUGCCUAUCUGAAACUCCGCUACAUCAAGAAAUUCACUUAAAUGUGUGAUUCUGCUUUAUAUUUAUUUCUUUUCAAUGAACCAGGACAGCAAAUGUUCACCAAAACAUUUACCAUUAAAGGAAGAGUACGACAUUUUGGGAAAUACACUUAUUUGCUUUUUUUGCAUAUUGUUAGAUGAGAAGACUGAUGCUACUCUCAUGUCUGUGCGUUAAGUACGGAGCUGGAGCCAGGAGGCAGUUAGCUU